Messenger RNA from Moneuplotes crassus, 439 nucleotides. Lineage: Eukaryota; Ciliophora; Spirotrichea; Euplotida; Euplotidae. The record is from the annotation of a GenBank genome assembly.
UUUUUGAAAAAUGUCUUACAUGCUUCCCCACCUUUACAACGGGUGGGAAGUCGAUCAAGCCAUCCUCUCAGAGGAAGACAGAGUGGUCAUUAUGAGAUUCGGAUCUGAUGCAGAUCCGACCUGUAUGCAAAUGGAUGAGAUCCUCUUCAAAGUAUCUGAAGAUGUAAGAGAGUUUGCAGUCGUUUAUCUAGUCGACAAUACCGAAGUCCCUGACUUUAACACAAUGUAUGAGAUUUAUGAUCCCUGCACAGUCAUGUUCUUCUACCGGAACAAACACAUUCUGGUUGAUUUCGGUACUGGAAAUCAUAACAAAAUUAACUGGGCUUUCCAUGAUGCCCAAGAAAUGAUUGAUAUCAUCGAAGUUGUCUACAGAGGAGCCAGUAAAGGUAAAGGUCUAGUUGUCUCUCCCAAGGAUUAUUCAACUGAGUACAAAUAUUAG